AUGCCAUUAUUAGAAGAGAUUAGUGAUGCAGAGGAUAUUGACAACAUGGAUAUGGACUUGGCUGAGUUUGAUCCAAGUCUUAGAACUCCUUUAGCUCCAAAAUUAGAAAAGAAAGUUGUUAGAAGUCAAGAUAGUGAACCUCAAGAACCUUCAUUAUUUCCAAAUUUUGGGAACCAAGGUUCAUUAGAUGAUAUAGAUGAUGAUGCUGGGAUACGGUUUGAAAAUCAAAAACAAUUUAAUGACGAAGAAUUAGCACAAUUGAAAACAUUACAAUUGAUUUAUCCAUGUUAUUUUGAUAAGAAUAGAUCACAUAAAGAAGGUAGACGUGUUUCCAAAGAAUUAGCUGUAGAAAACCCUUUGGCUAAAACUAUAGCAGAUGCUUGUGUUUCAUUACAUUUGGUUGCAGUUUAUGAACCAGAAAAGACACAUCCUCAAGAUUUUGGUAAUCCAGGACGUAUUAGAGUUGCAUUAAAACAUGAAGGUAAACCUGAAAGUAUUUUGGUUAAUAAUAAACGUCAUUUAUUCAAUCAAAUUGCUAAAUAUUUAAAACAACAUGAAACUACAUUACAAACAAUUAAAUCAUUACCAAAACCUCAAGAAAUGGCUGGAUUUGAACCAAAAGAAAUUCCAAGAGUUAAAGGUUUUAAAAUGAAUACAAUUGUACCAGCUUUUAGUAGAUAUACUUUAGGACAUCCAAUGACAAAUUCAAUUUAUACUGAAGCCCCACCACAACCAGUUGAAGAUGUUAAACCUGUUAUGCCAAAACAACCAAAACAAAAAUUCAUGCAUGUAAGAAGAUGA
Messenger RNA from Hansenula ciferrii, 801 nucleotides. RefSeq names its product RNA-binding signal recognition particle subunit SEC65 (gene SEC65). The transcript has a single exon. Gene Ontology annotation, cellular component: signal recognition particle, endoplasmic reticulum targeting. NCBI's taxonomy places the organism in Eukaryota, Fungi, Ascomycota, Saccharomycetes, Phaffomycetales, Wickerhamomycetaceae. Bases 1 to 801 code for a protein of 266 amino acids. Gene Ontology annotation, biological process: SRP-dependent cotranslational protein targeting to membrane, signal sequence recognition; SRP-dependent cotranslational protein targeting to membrane. The record is from RefSeq and is a predicted model, not a curated record. Gene Ontology annotation, molecular function: 7S RNA binding.